GAAGUAACUACACUGAAUUUACAAUCCAGCUACUUCCGGUAUCGCUGUGUUGGGUGGGACAGCGGAAGCGGCAUUUUUCAGUGCUGUGACAACAGAUUUCCUUCUAAAACCAGACAACAUAUUAAAAAAUGCCGGCUUAUCAUUCCAGUCUGUUGGACUCCGAUGCCAAAUUGGUGGGAAAUAUGGCACUGUUGCCCCUCAGGACACAGUUUAAAGGCCCUGCUCCAAAAGAAACUAAAGACACAGACAUCAUCGAUGAGGCCAUUUACUACUUUAAAGCCAACGUGUUCUUCAAGAAUUAUGAAAUUAAGAACGAGGCAGACCGGACGUUGAUCUACGUCACUCUGUACAUCUCUGAAUGCCUCAAGAAGCUGCAGAAGUGUAGCUCAAAAAACCAAGGAGAGAAGGAGAUGUACACGCUGGGAAUCACCAACUUCCCCAUCCCAGGAGAGCCGGGAUUCCCUCUCAACGCCAUGUACCUUAAGCCUACCAGCAAACAGGAAGAAGAAAAUAUGAGGGCUUACCUGCAGCAGAUUCGUCAGGAAACAGGCGUGAGACUGUGUGACAAAGUGUUCGACCCACAGACAGACAAGCCAAGCAAGUGGUGGAUGUGCUUUGUAAAGAGACAGUUUAUGAACAAGAGUCUGUCUGCUCCUGGUCAGUAAGAGGCAUCCAUGUGGAACGUGGGGUCAAGAUAUUAUUACAGUUUUGGUUGUUCUCCCCUUUUUUUGUGGUUUAUUUCCAUUGGAUACCAGAUUUAAGAUUAAUUUUAUACUGCCCAUUUGCUUUCCUGCCAUCAUAUGUACAACACAAGGCAAUCAAAUAAAAGCUGAAAAAUGAAAAACGGUUUAUUCUGUAUAGGAAGGCUUUUGAUGCUUUUGACUUGGGAUAAAGGGUGACUCUGGUUGUUGAUGUUAUUCCUUAGCUAUAAAUGUUGAAUUUUUUCCAUUUGGGAAAACUUAAUGCUCCUGAGGAGAAUCAAAUCUGAGAACGAGAACCACGAAUGUUUCUCACAUAUUUAAAAAAAAAAAAAAAAAAAGGUGAUGAGAGAAGACGCACAAUAAACUUUUAGACUUAAGACGAAAUGCUUUUAAUGAGCGAUAAGAAAGUAAAUUAGGAGAAACGGACAAAAGAUUUAAAAACUAAUAUUAUGGCUGACCGCUUUAAAGUUACACACUGUAUAGCCACGAAUGAAAAGAACUCAAGUGGAGGCAAAACACAAACAUGGCUAUAAUACAGGAUAUUUACAGUCACAGAAUAUUUUAUACACAAAAAUAUUCUCUUUCAUGAAUUAUUCUUUUUGGUUUGUCGAGACAAACAGGAUCGAUUCCGACAGACCUGGCAUCACUGAAUUCAAUUCGCUCCUGUACAGGAGGAUAUAUUAAGGCAGCAGGGAGCACACUGACUCCUUAGGGAGAGACAUUUCUGGUAUGAGGCUCUCUACAGCUAGAGUGAGUGUGAAACUGAGAAAAUUGCAUAAGUGACUUUGCACAUAGUUGAUGGCUCAGAGGCAGGAGAAGGGGAAAACAAGCAAAAAAAAAAAAAAAAAACAUGCAUUACACUUCAUCAUUAUCCAGACAAUAAAUAAGUCUCACUCUCUCACAUACACACGUACACAAACACAUGAUAUACUUCUAACCACACAUUCAGAGAAGAUUCAGCUGUUACAAUAUUUCCAUUUCCUUGUGAGUGAAACUUCGGCUCAGAGUGAUGGAUCUCUGAUCACUUGUAUUUCAAGCUCUCCUGUCUGUGGGAAAGAGGAAAAGUAAUUUGAUUAGUAAUUAGCGAUUACAUCCGUGACAAAUUAUAGCAUGUCAAGCCACAUGUACGAAAAAGAGGAGUGAAUAUUGUACCCAUUACUGAAUUCACAUUUUACACACAGUAUUUCUUUUCCCAUUAUCAUUAUAGCAGCAAAGCACUGCUCUAUAUCUAUGCUACAUAAUUAUUUUGUAAAACAUUUAACCAGUAAUUGUGAUGGAAGUUUAAAGCAAACAACUGGUGUUUUUUUUUGUUUUUUUUUACAAUUUAAGAAUCAAUACAUCAGUCAUUAAGGAUAAACCUGAUUCAUAUAGCUAUCUUGUGCAUGUUUUUGGAUGUUUGGUGGGAAAUAUGUGCUUGUUUUCUGCAUCCGGAAUGAAUAGAUGUAAUUUUAAUUCUACUUUUAAAUAUCAGCAACCUUGCUUAUCAAAUUCCAGGGUUGUUGCAGAUCCUUAAAGUCUUAAUUUUUUUUUUUUUUAAUUUAAGGUUGUAUAAAAAAAUAAAAUAAAUCUGACCACUCA
Molecule: messenger RNA, 2279 nt
Organism: Ictalurus furcatus (blue catfish)
Lineage: Eukaryota; Metazoa; Chordata; Actinopteri; Siluriformes; Ictaluridae
Gene: arpc3
Product: actin related protein 2/3 complex, subunit 3
Exons: 7
Coding region: 129-665 (178 amino acids)
Biological process (GO): Arp2/3 complex-mediated actin nucleation; regulation of actin filament polymerization
Cellular component (GO): cytoskeleton; Arp2/3 protein complex
Molecular function (GO): actin filament binding
Source: RefSeq, a predicted model, not a curated record